CAGGCUAUCACUGUGCAGUAGAUGAACAUGCAUAGAGGCGCAUCAAUGUGAGAGUCCAUGCAGAGUAGUAGGUCAGGCUACAGUAAAUAGACUGAGUAGGAGUAGUCCUAGUACUCCAGCAAGCAGCAUAGGUUGGCUAUAGGGAGCAGUGUGCAGACGUCGCUCGCCGCAUGUGCACGCAGACGAGGGGAAAAGCUGAUUUUAUAUAAAUAACACAUGUUCAAAUUAGCUCGCUUAUUCCGGGCACGCACGUUGGAUGCUUCACUCUAUGGAUAAUAUGAGAAGGAGAAGAGGAAUGUAGCUAUAAUUAAUUAAUAGCCUCCUCGUUUUAGUGGGGAGAUUUUAUGCAAGCAAAACAAGAGACCUGUCUAGUAAUGGAGAACCAUGCAGCAGAGCUGCUACAACAGCAGCAGAGCUACGAGGACGUUCGGAAAAGCGGGUAUCUCCGUAAGCAGAAAUCUAUGCACCGGCGAUUUUUCGUUUUGAGGGAAGCCUCGGAAGAGGGCCCWGCCCGUCUAGAAUAUUAUGAGAACGAGAAGAAAUUCCGAAGCAAGUCACCMGUCCCGAAAAAAGCACUGAAUCUGGAGACUUGCUUCAACAUCAACAAGCGGGCAGAUUCCAAGAACAAGCACAUGAUAGUGAUGUAUACCCGCGGGGAGAGCUUUGCCAUUGCAGCAGACAGUGAGGAUGUCCAGAAUGAAUGGUACCAGGCCAUGCUGGACCUUCAGUGGAAAUGUAAAAACCCAGAGGACUGUGGUAGCGGUGGAGAGUGUGGACUCCCCUCUCCUCCAGGCCCCACCUUCAAGGAGGUGUGGCAGGUCAAGGUGUGGCCUAAAGGGCUUGGCCAGGCCCGAAACCUAGUGGGCAUCCACCGUCUGUGCCUGACCGACAAGACGGUCAACUUUGUCAAGCUCAACUCUGACGUGGCCGCCGUGGUCCUACAACUGAUGAACGUGCGUCGCUGCGGCCACUCAGAGAACUUCUUCUUCAUCGAGGUGGGCCGCUCAGCCAUGACGGGGCCUGGGGAGUUCUGGAUGCAGGUGGAGGACUCGGUGGUGGCCCAGAACAUGCAUGAGACUCUGCUGGAGGCCAUGAAGGCUCUGAGUGAGGAGUUCCGCCAGCGCAGUAAGACUCAGUCUGUGGGCGCUACAGGCGGCGGGGGCACCGCCUCCAACCCCAUCAGUGUCCCCACCCGCCGCCACCACCCCAAUCUGCCCCCCAGCCAGGUGGGCUUUGGCAGACGAGCCCGGACUGAGACCCCUGGAGCAGGUGGUGCACACUGCACCAGCACUUCACCCACGCCACGCCACGGGUUCCCCAGGGCACGCACAGCCAGCAUCGGGGGAAGGACGGAGGAGGGUGGAGGUGGAGCCAGAGGGGCAUGGACAAGCUCCAGUCCCAGCCUGAACGGAUCUUGUUCCACUACACCCACCCUAAGACCUAAGCCCACCAGAGCUCCAACCCCAGCUAAGAUCACUCUCAGCCUGGCCCGCUACACCCCCAACCCAGCCACCUCCCCAGCCCCAAGCCUCUCCUCCAGCUCUGGUCAUGGCUCAGAGUGUGGACUAGUCGGAGGGGCAACGGGAGGUGUAGCGAUCUGUUCUUACACCCGCGUCCCUCAGAGAGUAUCUGUGUCGGGUUCCCCUAGUGACUACGGCUCCUCAGACGAGUAUGGCUCCAGCCCUGGAGAGCACUCCCUACUGGUCCCCAGUCUACCUGGAGGGUCCAAUGGUGGAAUGGGACACCAUGCUCAUGGAGAGGGCUCUUCCAGCUACAUAGUGAUGGGCCAGAGAGAGAGCCUCCCUGGGUCCCAUCAGCGUCCUCAGGGCCGGAGGAUGCUGCGGCGCUCCUCCAGCAGGGAGUGUGAGGCAGAGCGCAGACUKCUCAGCAAGAGGGCCUCCCUGCCCCUGACUGCCCACGAACGACUGGCCCCMCGUAGGAAGGAGGAAGAGGWUGAUACGGACCAAGAGUACGCCGUCAUGUCACGGAGUGUUAGCAGGGACGCCUUUGUGUCACGGCGGCGUGGAUCAGGAGGCUUCGCAGCAGGGGGCUUGGAAGCAGGGGCCGUCGUUGGGGAGACCCAGGUGAGGGUUGAUGUGGUCCGAGGAGAGGCGGGAGGAGGAGGAGGGGGACCAGUGGACAGYGGCUACAUGUCCAUGUUACCUGGAGUGACGGCUCCUCCUUUUUCCCUCUCCCUGUCUGUGGCCGUGUCUGACGUCAGCGCCAAGCCUGGGGCUGAUGAUGAGUACAUGGCCAUGACCCCCAACAGCAGUGUGUCCCCCCCCCAGCACAUCAGUCUGCCUGUCUCCGAGGGCUACAUGGUCAUGUCCCCCAACAGCAGCUGCUCCCCAGACAUGCAUGGAAUGGCCAUAUGGGGGAGCAGGGGCAGCAUGGAGAGCCGGGCUGGCAGUGACUACAUGAACAUGUCUCCUAUCAGCAUCCGCUCMGCUUGCAGCACACCCCCCUCACAACCUGAACAGAACCCGCUACAACACAAGAUGGUCUACUCCUACUUCUCUCUGCCACGAUCCUACAAACACACGCUCUCCACACGCUUUGAGGAUGACUUGGAUCAAGGGAAAAGGAAGGAGGGGGGUCAUAGUGACCAAGCCAGUGCUGGAAAUCGGGGUGGACAAGUGGGCUACAGCAAGAGGAACACAGCCACAGUUGGCACUGCAGGAGGCUGUCAACUCUCCCUCUCCUCUUCCUCCUUCUCUUCCAGCUCAGCUAGCAGUGAGAGCCUGGAGGAUCGGCCCAUGUCAGUGGCAGCUGGGGGAGGGCUACGACUAACAAGAACAGGGCCAGGGUUCAGGAACGGGGGAGCAAGCUCUAAGGAUGGAUCCCAUCAGCAGAAACGUGUGUCGCAUGGCCCAGGGGGCCAGCAGAGGAAGCCUCGUCCCCUCAGUGUGUCUGUGGACAUGUCUAAAGCUAACACCUUGCCCAGGGUUAAGGAGAACCUCUUCCCCACAGAGCCUCAGAGCCCUGGGGAGUACGUCAGCAUAGUGUUCAGGGGUGGUYACGUGGGGGGUAGAAGAGGGGGCCAGUGGGGGCCAGAGCACGGACUGUCAGUGACCCAUGGAACCCAGAGGCCCUGGCACCGUCCAGCACUCUGCCACGGUGGCUCCACSAACCUCCCCCGCAGCUUCUCUGCACCGCUGGCCACCUCCGCUGCKUUGGCUGCCUCUACUGAGUACGUCAACAUGGAUUUGGGGAUGGGAAACUCCCCUUGCCCCUCCACUGGGACCCCUGUUAAAUCACCUUUUUGRCCGCCCCCAGCUAUUGCCCCCAAGCCCCCAGUUGUGGCCCGUAGUAGGCCCUCUCCUAGGGCAGCAGAGGGCAAUGUAGGUGGGCAUAGGGCAGCAGUGCCAACAUUCUUACCCACUUCAUAUACAAACUACACAGAGAUGGCCUUCAGCAUAGUUUCAGAGCCUAACCCUGCAGGACCCGCCAUGCAUGCUGCCCAAGCUUCAUCAAUGGAGCAGGAAUCAAGCUUGGACUUCCCCUCAGCAAGAUCCUACUCAUCUCCUGACCAGAACCAGAGCAGCAGGCUGGCCAGAGACAGGGUUGGCAGGGGCGACCAACUGGGACGGAGACGCCACCGCUCMGAGACAUUCAUCAUUACUCCUCCUCCUCUCCCCCUCCAGCUGUCCUCCUCAGGCUCCUUGCUCUUGGAGAGUGCCCAGACAGCAGCACCUCAUCGACAAGGAGGACUGGAGAGGGGUUCACCAUGGGAGAAUGCCCAGGCAGAUGCAGCCACAGCCCAGGCUUCAUCCUCUGGGUCUGCUAAACAAGGCCUUAACUACAUUGAUCUGGACCUGGCCAUUAAUAAGGAAGGCUCUCAGAAUGAACUGGAGGGGGGAGCCACUGCCCCCCAUAACAUCUUCGCUUCAGUCCACAAUGGGGCAGGUGGGGGAGUCAUGAUGGGAGACAUGACUGGUUUGGGGAACAACCCUGGCUACGCCAGUAUUGAUUUCUACAAAUCAGAGGAGCUGAGGGCACUUCACCAGAGCAGCAGGAAAGAUGGGAAAGAAUGUUAAUGAUCCAUCUUCAUCUGGACAUUGCUCCUGGGGUUGAGCAGCACUGUCCUAACUAGCCAUGGUGGGAUUGGUUGGCAACAGUAUGUUUCCCUACUGACCUUUCUCACUGGAAGAGGAGUAACAGAGGUGAAGGCAAACCCAUCAAAUCAUCAUUAACUCUUUGUCAUCCUGUCCAGUUGUUGCUAUCCAAUACUAAUGUGUGCCAAAAGACUACUGGUCCAAACCAACACAACAGGGUUCGCUGAGGUAGAAGAAUAUAGCCAAUCAAGAUUACAUUUGUUUCUUUUUCCUUAACAUAAACUUAUGGAAAUUGUUAUACAAAUGUGAAAUAGUAGAAAGGUACAUACUAAAAAAGUAUAUAGUAUACAUAUGUUGAUGAAAGCUACAUAAAUAAAUACAUCUAUAUAUAUAUUAUACUUUUUAAAAAGUGCCUAAUGUUUUGUUUGUAGACAUUUUUACACAGGGAAUCUGGAACUGGUCUGUGAGAGGGAAAACUAUGUUUGUCUCAAAUGUAAUUUUGUGUUAAGAAUAUUGUAAAUAUGUUGAAAAUGACAGAAAACAUAGAGUUUUAGUUAUAUAGUAAGCAUAAUCAAACWGCCUUACUGUGUUUGUGAACUGUACUAAAAUAAUAGCCUCUUUUUACUUUAUGCUGUGCCUCACUCUUCAGCCACAAUGAAAGCUCUCGUUUCCUCACUCUUCUGCCUGAACCCUACCAGUACCAGCUGGAGCUAAGCCAAAAACCAGCGCUGUAUAAUGCCAACCACACACACAUUUGAAUAGUCAUACGUGUGGUUCAGCUGAGCAGGUGAGGUUGAUAGUCGUCACAUUUACUGCUGUGACAUUUACUACUUGUGUUUGCCAGAAUAUUAUGACACUAACAGGCUGAGAACGGUAUUGAAUGUCUGAUCAAUGUGAUUAAAGAAUGCUGUGCGUGCAGGUGCAAGAGAAAGAGCAUGAUUACAGUGGUGAUGGAUAUCAGUUAAUGAAGAUAUUUCCAGACCACAUUUGGCCUCCCACAAUGAUCAACAGGGUAAUUUUUAUUUAUGUAAUAAUAAUAUUCAUUCCUUUCACUUACUUGUUAAGGUUCCCUCAUGCUUUAUAACCACAGUGACUGAAAAUCACAUCACACACACAUCCCCUGUUGCCUGGUCCGAAAUCUGUUUGUUCUUUCUUGCCAACUCAAYACAGCACAAACAGAUCAGGCACCAGGCUACGUCCUCUGUGCAUCCGAAAAAGACACUCAAGUGCCUGGCUGCCUGUGUUAUUUGGUGUCCACACACUAACGGUUACCCUCACUCAUUCUCACUAGGUCCCCCCUUCCCUUAUAUCCCCAGUCCCGUACCAGUUAGAUAUUCUUGCAGAAAAAAACAAGUGGUAUUUUUGAUGUGGUGAUUCAGUUUUAUGAAAUCCCUUUAAUCAUUUGAACAUAGCCCAUUACUGCCAGUAUCUUGUGCUUUAAUGCAGAGAACUUUAGUGCCAAAAUCCUGUAUUACAUAGACUGUGUCCACACAGGAAGCCCAAUUCUAAUCUAURUUUCAGUAAUUGGUAUUUAYACCAAUCAAAUCAACUCUGAAAAAAAUCUGAUGUGAAAAGAUCUGAUGUAAUCGGUCGAAAGACCAAUUAGUGGAAAAAAACAUCAGAAUUGGAUACCUGUGUAAACACAGCAAUAGAUCAAUGGAUUACUCAUACUUCACUAUGGUAGACUUACUCUGUUUUUAAUCUUAACUUUGUCUCACCAUACAGGCCAGUGGCAUUGCUUGAUGUGACUUUUAUAAUAUACUUUUCUUUUUUAUUCUCUUAAAAUGAUUAUUAUUAAUUGGGGAUUUUCAUUCAUGAGCUUCUCUUACCUCAUAAUCAUGUCUAAAGAAUUUGAACAGACGUGACAGUUGGUCUUAAAUCCCCAAGGUCGUCUGAGAAGGUCCCCUACGUUUUGGUUCACUUAACUACCGUGGCUAUGGCCAAGUCCAGUUAAGAGUCUUUCGGUUGGACUGGGUAUCGUUAGACCAUCUUUUAAUGACUUAUUGUUUUCAAUAUUAACUCUCACAUAAUACCACACAGCAGCUGUAUAAAGGCGCUUUGCAUUCUAGAAUAACCAGAAUUCUGCCAAGUCUGAAGAUUCUUAGUUUGGUGAACUGCAGAGACGUGUACAAAGUGAUGUAGAAAUGAGACAUACAGUACCAGUCAAAAGUUUGGA
Messenger RNA from Salvelinus sp. IW2-2015, 6231 nucleotides. Its product is annotated as insulin receptor substrate 1-B-like. The record is from RefSeq and is a predicted model, not a curated record. Gene Ontology annotation, biological process: insulin receptor signaling pathway. Gene Ontology annotation, molecular function: insulin receptor binding; phosphatidylinositol 3-kinase binding. NCBI's taxonomy places the organism in Eukaryota, Metazoa, Chordata, Actinopteri, Salmoniformes, Salmonidae. Gene Ontology annotation, cellular component: plasma membrane; cytosol.